Messenger RNA from Brassica napus (rape), 1488 nucleotides. RefSeq lists its product as uncharacterized. The transcript has 6 exons. The record is from RefSeq and is a predicted model, not a curated record. NCBI's taxonomy places the organism in Eukaryota, Viridiplantae, Streptophyta, Magnoliopsida, Brassicales, Brassicaceae. The coding region runs from base 1 to 1488 and encodes 495 amino acids.
AUGACGCCUAAUUUCUGGCGCUAUUUCUUGACUUUGUGGAUCCGAGCUAGGGCGGAGGGUCUCAGGUUCGGCCUCGAAGAAUUGAAGCAGUUGUUUUCUAUUAAGAGGAACAGUGGUUUCCCUGGAACAAUGAUUCUUGCUCUUCGGCCUGGCCGUUCUAUUAUAGAUGGUAUUCCUAACAGGGAUGACCGGUGGAGGGAGAAAUUUUUCAUUUUUAAGAUUAAUCUGGCGUCGGUCGGCGACUUUGAUUUUGAGACGAUCCCUAGGGUGUGGUCCGACGAGAUUGAACCCUUUGGUUCUGCGCCUAUGACUCCCGAGCUUCGCGGGCUAAUCGCCACUUUGCGGUGGGAUAGCCCUCGAUGGCUCGCACUCACCGUAGAUCGAAUUCGAGCGGCUUACGCUCUUCCGCCGGGUGAAAACCGUGCUACUCCCGUUGGUUCGGUGGUACCUGUUCGACCGGGAAAAGAUUCGAAUGUCUUUGCGUCGCUCAAUUCGCCAAAUAUGUUUUGUUCAAGGGCGAGUGAGAAGGAGGUGCUACCCGACCGUCCUGACGAGUCUUCCAAAGGUGGGGCUCGAAGGGCGCCGAACACUUUAACUGGUUCUGUCGGUGAUCGAGCUCUCGAAGACGAGAUCUAUUCGAUGACUCACCGACGCCGACGUCGAUCUCACGAAGAGAUUAACUCUGUGAGUUCGAAUUCCCCAAGCUCGGAGCUUCCUCCGCCGUUACGAGCUUCUGACGAAGGUACUUCGCAGGUCGACCCGAGCGCUCGUCUCUCGGACGUGCAGAAGACCUCUUCGUGGAGAUUUUUGUAUGACGACGAGGUACCAAUCCUUGAGAACCUUGAAGGUCUUGCUCUGAUUUGGGGCAAGAUCAGAGAGAAGGGAUGCGAGCUUCCUCCUCUGGACGAUAUGCGUGAGCGUGAUGCUUACGUGCGGAUGGCGGUCGCGAGUGCUAAGGCUAUGGAGGCGAGUAACGAAUACGCCGCUUUGAUGGAGAAGCGCUUGGCUGACUUUCCGAGCAAAGAGGAGGCCGGAGGUCACCUUCUCACGAUUCAACAGCUUCGAGGUGAGUUGGAGACCGUUCGAGAGAAGUUGGUUGCUACCGAGGCGGAGAAGGUUGCUCUCCAGACUGACCUUGACUUGAUGAAGGAAAAGCAUAGGAGGGAGAUUGAAGGUUGCAAGGAGACCGAUCUCAAGGAACGCAGUCUUGCUCGUCGGUCUCUUGCCCAAGAGUGUGACGCGGUUCAUGCCGUGGUGAAGGAUAAGCUCCGGAAGAGGAAGGAAGAGACGGAUACAGAAGUGCGAGCUCGUAUUGAGGCUUUGACUGAGUACAGCGAAGGUGGUUUCGAGCUCGAAGAGGAGUUGGGGCGUCUUAAAGACCGGGAGAUCUCGCUUGAUCUUGAUUAUGGUGUUGCCUCGGUGUCGGAGCCUUCCCUUAGUCGUCUCGAUCUUCCUGAGGUUUCUGGUGAUUCGGUUGAUCAAGAAUGA